Molecule: messenger RNA, 3759 nt
Organism: Camarhynchus parvulus
Lineage: Eukaryota; Metazoa; Chordata; Aves; Passeriformes; Thraupidae
Gene: XRCC5
Product: X-ray repair cross complementing 5
Exons: 21
Coding region: 36-2219 (727 amino acids)
Biological process (GO): cellular response to X-ray; DNA recombination; cellular response to gamma radiation
Cellular component (GO): Ku70:Ku80 complex; nucleus
Molecular function (GO): double-stranded DNA binding; damaged DNA binding; telomeric repeat DNA binding
Source: RefSeq, a predicted model, not a curated record
CUGAGCGCGGAGCACCGAGUCCCGGCAGGAGCGCCAUGGCGCCCAGCGGCAAGGUGGCAGUAGUGCUGUGCCUGGAUGUAGGCCUUACAAUGAGCAGUUCUUCCCCUGGUGAAGAGACUUCACUUGACCAAGCCAAGAAGAUUAUGACAAAGUUCGUGCAGCGACAGGUUUUUGCUGAGAGUAAAGAUGAAGUCGCUGUAGUUCUGUUUGGCACUAAUGGCACUAGAAAUGGCCUUGCCAGUGAGGAUCAAUACCAAAACAUUACUGUACAUAGAUCACUAAUGCUGCCAGAUUUUGAUCUGCUGGAAGACAUUCAAAAUGUGAUUAAAGCAGGCUCUGCACAAGCAGACUUUCUGGAUGCUAUUAUUGUGUGUAUGGAUUUGCUUCAGAAAGAAACAAUAGGAAAGAAAUAUGAGAAGAGACACAUUGAAUUGUUUACAGACCUUAGUAGUCCUGUCAGUGAGGAUCAGCUGGAAAUUAUCAUUGCUAACUUGAAGAAAACGGGAACUUCACUUCAGUUUUUUCUGCCAUUCCCAGUGAGUGUUGAUGAUGGAAGUGGAGAUAAAAGUGCCAGUGUGCAUGCUCAUAUGCACAAAAACUCUUUUCCAAUAAAGGGUUUAACUGAACAACAGAAGCAAGGUAUUGAUGUGGUGAGGAAGCUCAUGUAUACUUUGGAUGAAGAAGGAGGACUGGAAGAAAUUUAUACUUUCAGAGAGAGCCUGGAACGCCUUUCAAUGUUUAAGAAAAUGGAAAGAAAGCCUAUGCCUUGGCCCUGCCAGCUCACUAUUGGUCCUAAUUUGUCUAUAAGGAUUGUGGCCUACAAAUCAGUCACAGAAGAAAGAGUGAAAAAACUUUGGGCAAUUGUGGAUGCUAAAACCCUCAGAAAAGAGGAUGUGCAAAAAGAAACUGUUUACUGCUUGAAUGAUGAUGAUGAGACAGAGGUUCAGAAAGAUGAUACUAUUCAAGGUUUUCGGUAUGGGAGUGAUAUAGUUCCUUUUUCCAAGGAAGAUGAAGAGCAAAUGAAAUACAAAACAGAAGGAAAGUGUUUUUCUGUUUUGGGAUUCACUAGAUCCUCUCAGAUCCAGAGGCAUUACUACAUGGGCAACCAAGCUCUGAAGGUCUUUGCAGCAAAAGAUGAUGCGAAUGCAGCAGUUGCUUUUUCUGCACUUGUUCGUGCAUUGGAUGAGUUGAAAGUGGUGGCUGUAGUGCGCUAUGCUUAUGAUAGAAGAUGCUAUCCACAAAUUGGAGUAGCUUUUCCAUAUAUUAAAGAUACAUAUGAGUGUCUCAUCUAUGUGCAGCUACCCUAUAUGGAAGACCUAAGACAAUAUGUAUUUACAUCCUUGAAAAACAGUAAAAAAUGCAUUCCUACAGUGGAUCAGCUAUCUGCUGUUGACUCACUGAUUGAUUCUAUGAAUUUGGUUCAUGAAGAUGGAGAAACUUUUGAGGAUCUAUUUAAGCCCAGCAAAAUUCCAAACCCUCAUUUUCAGAGAUUAUAUCAGUGUUUGCAGCACAAGGCUUUUCACUCUGAUAAGCCACUGCCACCAAUAGAACAGCAUCUUUUAGAAAUGCUAGAGAUGCCUUGUGUGGUAAGAGAAAGAUGUCAGGCUCCUCUGGAAAGAGUAAAAGCACUUUUUCCCCUAAAGGAAGUUGGCAAGAAAAAAGAAGAGAAGACUGCACAAGACAUCUUCAAAGACAAUGAAGAUGAACCCAGCCUUAAGAAACCAAAAAUUGAAGAUGAGGAAGAGAGCUUUAGCCUUAUGAAACUUGCUGAAGGCAAUAUCACCUCUGUAGGCAGUGUUAACCCAGCAGAAGAUUUCCGAAUUCUGGUGAGGAAGAAAAAUGCUGACUUCAAAGAUGUGAGUCAGCAGUUGAUAAACCGCAUUGAUCAGUUCUUGGAAAAUAAAGGUUCCCAGUACUACAUGAAAGGGAUUGACUGUAUCAGAGCUUUUAGAGAGGAGGCCAUGAAGCUGUCCAAGGUGCAGUGCUUUAAUGACUUUCUGCAGGCACUGAAAUCAAAGUUGGAAGAUAAAGCCUUAUCUGAUUUCUGGGAGAUCAUGGUACAAGAACGGAUUUCUUUGAUCACUAAAGAUGAAGCAGAAGGAAGUUUGGUGACAGGUGAAGAGGCUGAGAAGUUCUUGGCUCCAAAGGAACAGAAAAAUGAAACUCUGCCUCCUACAGAUGAAGGUGGUGAUGUUGAUGAUCUGCUGGACAUGAUGUGACCAGUGAUACAUGAUGACUGUAGAAGCAAAGUUUUGGAAGAGAUGGCUCUGUGAGAUGGGGCCCAAAAAAAGAUGCUAAUGAGAAGACAGUACAUCCAUCUUUAUUUUGUCAAAUGAGAACAGAAAUCCCAGAAACGUUUCCAGCUGGUAUAAAUGGCAUCUGACUUUCAAAACUAGAACAGAAGAUUGAAAUUGUCUAAAGUAUUUGGACAGUAAUGAUACCUUUAAGGCAUCUUUUUUUUUCCUUUUCUUUAGAACUGAAGUUAGCUUGUCCUUUGUAUUGCUUUUAGCUGAACACUACCAGAUUUAAUGAGAAUCUGCUCUGGUGCCUGAAAUUCCUGUUGCAUUGCCUGGGAAGGAAGACAGAAAUGUCACAGCAAGGUUACUAGGUAAUACUGAAUAUUUAGUGGAGGUAACCCUAUAGGUUUAUUGUUACAGAAAGGAAAAAGUCUCUUAUUUUCAUGCUUUAAAAAAACCAACCAACCAACUCAAAUAAACAAAAAACAAGAUAGAGCAAAAAAACCCAACAAAGCACCCUGAAAACCACCACAGAGGCUUGUGGGAAAAAAUUCUAGGUCAGGGACUCACAAGUUAAUAGUUUGAAAUACACAACAGAAUCUAAAGCACACAGCAGAGCCAGGUGUGCUGAUUUGCCACACUGACCCCAGAUCAGUAAUUAUGGUCUUCUCUGCAUUACAGGUUCUCUAUCCUGUCAGCUCAGCAGCAGCCCAAGGUCUCUGUCCCUUUCUGUGACACAUUUUCCUGUUCCAUGUGCUGGGAUUUUUGAUUUUUUUAGACUUUUAACUAGUACAGUUGCUGUAGAUGCUCCUGGUCCUGAAAGGAGAAUGAAUCAGUUCUGUGUCCAUUCCAUACACUGCUGGGAACUGCUCACCCAGAGCAGGAGAGUCCCUCAAAGCUGUACACUGACAGCUGGGAUAGAGAAGUGAUAAUAGUUAACACUGGUAACCAGGAUGGAGUAAUGUCUACACAGAGCAAUCCAAAGGAGUCAAAUGCUGCUUAGAUAGAGACAUUGAAGUCUGAUUACAGAGCUGAAGAGACAGUAAUGACACCUUCACACAUGAUUGUCUCUUAGAACCGGAUUCAUUCCUUUAAAAGCUGGUGCAUCAUUAUUAUAAAUGUAUAAAUGUACUGUGCAAAAUGGUAUUAAGAUCACAAAAAAAGGAAAAAUCAUGAUCUUUAGUUGCAAAAUGUUGUGGAAUAUUUGUGCUUUAUAUUGGCCAACAGCUCCUGUGUGGGAAAUAGCAAUUGUUUUUUGCUCCUACUUCCUUACACAGCAGCCUGCUCUCUGUUGUCUUACAUCCUAUCCUGACUGAGUUGAAAGCAUUUCUCAAAUGCAGAUGGCAGGGAGCAAGUGAUUUUUGCAGACCUUUAUAGCUUUUGUAUCACCAGAAGAUAUUUUUCUCAACUGUAAAUAAGGAUUAUUUAAUCAGUGAUUUAAAGGCCAAUAUAUGGAGUAUGCUGGCUGGGGGUUUCUUAUACACUUUAUUUUUUUUGUUUAAUAAAAAUAUUUUAAAGGUCA